AUGCCACAUACGAAAGUCGACCCCGCCAUUGUUGAGGCACUGGGGCUGGACCCCGCCAACUCGGCUAUCAACUCUCAUGGUGGAUCGGGCUUUGCUUCGACGUUCAAGAUAACGUCUGAGAAGGACGGGAAGCCUCUGAAUUACUUUGUAAAGACUGGGGCAGGGAAGGAAGCUGAGGUCAUGUUUAGGGGUGAACAUGCCUCCCUUAACGCCAUAGCAGACUCAGUUCCCAACUUCUGUCCAAGAUCUCAUGCCCACGGAGCCCUCACAGGCCGCCCAGGUCAAUACUUCCUCUCUACUGACUUUCUCGAUCUGGGGUCAUCAGCACCUGGUGGUUCAGGCAAGACUCUAGCUUCAAAGGUUGCGCAGCUACACACAACACCAGCUCCCAUCCCGGAAGGCUACGACAAACCCAUGUUUGGAUUCCCAGUACCUACAUGCUGCGGUGCUACAGAGCAAGAUAACUCAUGGCGAGAGUCGUGGGCCGACUUUUACGCUAAUAACCGUCUGAGACACAUCGCGCGUCAGGCAGUUCGCAACAAUGGUGCUGAUCCAGAACUCGAAGAAGUUGUUGAGACAGUUGCUAGCAAGGUAGUUCCACGGCUCAUUGGGGAUGAUGUUGUAAAGAACAUCAAACCUGUCGUUAUCCAUGGUGAUUUAUGGAGCGGAAACCAUUCCAAAGGGCAAAUCGCAGGCCAAGGCGGAUGCGAAGAAGUUGUCUACGAUCCCUCAGCUGUAUAUGGCCACUCUGAGUUUGAGCUCGGUAUCAUGAACAUGUUUGGAGGCUUCACCAAUCACUUCUGGAAAGAGUACCAUGAACUGGUGCCCAAGGCAGAGCCAGUGGCCGAGUGGCCCGACAGAGUGAAGCUGUACGAACUAUACCAUCACCUCAACCACUAUGCCAUGUUCGGCGGUGGCUACCGAGGAGGCGCCAUGUCCAUCAUGAGGAAACUCAUCAACAAGUACGCAUAG
Fusarium mangiferae is the source of this 972-nucleotide messenger RNA. RefSeq lists its product as uncharacterized. The transcript has 3 exons. Lineage: Eukaryota; Fungi; Ascomycota; Sordariomycetes; Hypocreales; Nectriaceae. Bases 1 to 972 code for a protein of 323 amino acids. The record is from RefSeq and is a predicted model, not a curated record.